This is a messenger RNA of Naegleria fowleri, 390 nucleotides long. RefSeq lists its product as uncharacterized. The record is from RefSeq and is a predicted model, not a curated record. Bases 1 to 390 code for a protein of 129 amino acids. NCBI's taxonomy places the organism in Eukaryota, Heterolobosea, Eutetramitea, Acrasida, Naegleriidae. The transcript has a single exon.
AUGGUCUCUGCUGAUCGUCGCUGUUAUAUCAAUUCUCCAGCUGGUAGUGGUGUGAUUCAAUACACAUUCACUGACACUGGAAUUGUUUGUGUCAGAUAUGGAUUCAAAUGUCAACAAAAUGACACUUCUUGUACUCCCUCUGAAAUUGCUCAAGGAACCAUCAAGAAAGUCUACACUGGUGUUACUCAAUCCACAUGUGAUGCCAUGAAAUCAUCACCAACCAUCUACAUUGAUACCUAUUGUUGUAAUACAGAUUUGUGUAAUGGAGAUUCCACCAAUGAUGGAGUGAGUUUGAGAACAACAACAACAACUCCUCAAUUCCAUGCCAUGUGGUUGAUGUGCACAUUGGUGGUGAUUGUUGUCGUUUUUGUCAAUGUCUUAAUUCAUUGA